Messenger RNA from Trichoderma virens Gv29-8, 723 nucleotides. RefSeq lists its product as uncharacterized. The annotation marks the transcript as partial. The transcript is spliced from 3 exons. The record is from RefSeq and is a predicted model, not a curated record. NCBI's taxonomy places the organism in Eukaryota, Fungi, Ascomycota, Sordariomycetes, Hypocreales, Hypocreaceae.
UUUUUGCAUAGAGAGCUUGCUACACCGAUACUGGACGAACUUUACAACGUACUUCACCUGUUUGCCAGAAAGCUUAGCAGCAAUGUUGAUGCCCUCCAUGCGCAAAUUUUCAAGGGCAGAAGUAUUGUAGCAGUUGAGGAUCCCAGGUUUCAUCUCGUGCGGCAGGAAAGGAGCGUCUUCAUAAAGCCGAUGCCCGUUUGUUUGCUUAAUUACGACUUCUGGAUGCACUGCCUGGCUUCAAAUUCCUAUCGGGCAAUGGCUAUGGGAUUUAUGAGAUCGUAUUCUCAUCUCAUUCAACAUCAAUCAGACCUCCGAAUUGCGAAAGACCGUGGUCUCGUCCCAGAGGAUAUCACUUGGACCAGAUGGUCCAAGUUCAUCCGUGGUUUUCGUCUUAUUCAUGAUGAAGAAGUAGCAAGGCGAUAUCACUAUGGCCAGCUUCGGCUUACGCGCUUAAAUUGGGCCAUCUUCAUAUUUCGACCCAAAAGUGCAGGUAACAGUCUGCGCUUUUACUACCAGUCUCCAUGGUCGGCGUCAGUCUUCAUUCAGUAUGCCGCGGUGCCACUGGCAUUCAUAUUUGCCAGCGUGUCUCUCAUUCUAUCUUCGAUGCAAGUCAUGCUCACGGUACCCGAUGACUCGCUUCUCUCUGGAGGGAUUGCCUUAUCCUCGGUGUUGCUAGUCUUUAUUCCGCUUCUUAUCAUUGUAUAUCAGGUAUCUUGGGGAAUC